This is a messenger RNA of Zingiber officinale, 581 nucleotides long. Its product is annotated as probable small nuclear ribonucleoprotein G. Gene Ontology annotation, biological process: spliceosomal snRNP assembly; mRNA splicing, via spliceosome. The record is from RefSeq and is a predicted model, not a curated record. The transcript has 4 exons. Gene Ontology annotation, molecular function: RNA binding. Lineage: Eukaryota; Viridiplantae; Streptophyta; Magnoliopsida; Zingiberales; Zingiberaceae. The coding region runs from base 101 to 340 and encodes 79 amino acids. Gene Ontology annotation, cellular component: SMN-Sm protein complex; P granule; U2 snRNP.
AUAAUAAAAAACGUUACAGGGGAAAACUGUAAAUCUGUCUUUAUAUGUCCACUGCGAUCUAGGGUUUAGCCUCGCCGAUUCUUUCUCGCUUGUCUUCGUCAUGAGCCGAUCAGGCCAACCCCCGGAUCUCAAGAAGUACAUGGACAAGCAGCUGCAAAUAAAACUGAAUGCAAACCGGGUCGUGGUCGGCACACUUCGUGGGUUUGACCAAUUUAUGAACCUUGUCAUCGACAACACUGUGGAGGUGAAUGGCAAUGAGAAGAAUGAUAUUGGCAUGGUGGUUAUUCGAGGAAACAGCGUGGUGAUGAUUGAAGCCUUAGAGCCGGUCGCAAGAACAUAAUUCAUCUUCUUUUUUUUUUUCAUUUAGCUCACUCUUCGCUGUAGCAGUUGAUGCGAGUUUAUGAAGUUUUAUAACAUCUGUUAUUGAUGCGAACUAUGCUGUGCUUUCCCAGAACCUGGUUUAAAAUAGUAUUUGUAGGUUGGUGACACUAUCACUUGAUGUGUCAAUCUUAGUGUUUCUUAACAUGGUUAGCUCCUAGAGCUCUCAAUGCUUAAUCUUAGUGUUAAAUUAUUUGCUUGCU